This is a messenger RNA of Oncorhynchus keta (chum salmon), 1378 nucleotides long. RefSeq lists its product as uncharacterized. The record is from RefSeq and is a predicted model, not a curated record. Lineage: Eukaryota; Metazoa; Chordata; Actinopteri; Salmoniformes; Salmonidae. The transcript is spliced from 5 exons. The coding region runs from base 9 to 980 and encodes 323 amino acids.
GAGAGGUGAUGUCAGGACACAGGAGGUGUCUGGGUAGGAGGUCAGGGCUGACCACUGAAGGAGAGGUGAUGUCAGGACACAGGAGGUGUCUGGGUAGGAGGUCAGGGCUGACCACUGAAGGAGAGGUGAUGUCAGGACACAGGAGGUGUCUGGGUAGGAGGUCAGGGCUGACCACUGAAGGAGAGGUGAUGUCAGGACACAGGAGGUGUCUGGGUAGGAGGCCAGGGCUGACCACUGAAGGAGAGGUGAUGUCAGGACACAGGAGGACACUAUGCAGGAGGUCAGGGCUGACCACUGAAGGAGAGGUGAUGUCAGGACACAGGAUGACACUAUGCAGGAGGUCAGGGCUGACCACUGAAGGAGAGGUGAUGUCAGGACACAGGAGGACACUAUGCAGGAGGCCAGGGAUGACCACUGAAGGAGAGGUGAUGUCAGGACACAGGAGGACACUAUGCAGGAGGUCAGGGCUGACCACUAAAGGAGAGGUGAUGUCAGGACACAGGAGGUGUCUGGGUAGGAGGUCAGGGCUGACCACUAAAGGAGAGGUGAUGUCAGGACACAGGAGGUGUCUGGGUAGGAGGUCAGGGCUGACCACUGAAGGAGAGGUGAUGUCAGGACACAGGAGGUGUCUGGGUAGGAGGUCAGGGAUGACCACUGAAGGAGAGGUGAUGUCAGGACACAGGAGGUGUCUGGGUAGGAGGCCAGGGAUGACCACUGAAGGAGAGGUGAUGUCAGGACACAGGAGGUGUCUGGGUAGGAGGCCAGGGAUGACCACUGAAGGAGAGGUGAUGUCAGGACACAGGAGGUGUCUGGGUAGGAGGUCAGGGAUGACCACUGAAGGAGAGGUGAUGUCAGGACACAGGAGGUGUCUGGGUAGGAGGUCAGGGAUGACCACUGAAGGAGAGGUGAUGUCAGGACACAGGAGGACACUAUGCAGGAGGUCAGGGCUGACCACUGAAGGAGAGGUGGUCAGGAACUGAACUGAAUCUAAACCCACUCAGGUGCUGUUAAUAACGAAGAGAGUUCUCCUCUCUAGCAGGAACCGUGGUGGAGGCUGUUUUUAGGGUUUAAUCCCUGGCCCAUCUCUCUUAUCUCUACCUAAACCUCAGGCUCAGGCCCCUCAGAGACACAGAGGAGGACAGGACAGCAAGGCAAGGAGCUAUAUAGUUGGCAAGGAGAAGGUUCCACUCCUAAACAGAGCUAUAUAGUUGGCAAGGAGACAGUUCCACCCCUAAACAGAGCUAUAUAGUUGGCAAGGACACAGUUCCACCCCUAAACAGAGCUAUAUAGUUGGCAAGGAGACAGUUCCACCCCUAACCAGAGCUAUAUAGUUGGCAAGGACACAGUUCCACCCCUAAACAGAGCUAUAUAGUUGGCA